GCGGGACUUUUGUACUUUCUAUUGUCCGUGACAUUUAAUCUCACCUAAACUUCAAAAUGUCAGAAGCCCUACCUGGUAUUGAAGAUCUGACCAAGUUAAAGUUAAGUGAUCUAAAGAAAAUUUGUAAAGAAAAUAAACUGCCAUCUACUGGUACAAAAACUGAACUGAUCUCUCGCAUUAGUGAGGUGCAAGGCAAUAAAUUUGUUAUUUUACAGCCUGGUGAUGAAGCUGAACUACUCGGUGAUUCUAAUGAUGGUGAUUCUACUGAUGUUAGUAGUAUAACUCAGACAACAACAGCGGACUUAACAUCGAGUAAAUCACCUACAGAUGAUCUUGACUUCUCAAUGACAUCACCACCAUCAACAACAGCAACAGCAACUAAAAUCACUUCAAAGAAACGUCGUGCUAGUGAUGAUCUUAACCCGGAAGAUAUUCUGUCCGUCGAAAAGAAAAUCGCCAUAGAACCUGUAUCUUCUGCUACCAGUGCUACUGUUGCUCCUAUUGGUGCAGAUAAUCCUACUGCUGAAUGUAAAGAUACUACAACGGCAGGUUUAUCAGAUGCAGAGCGUCUUGCUCUUCGUGCUAAACGCUUUGGUGGUAGUACUUCCAAUGGGACAAGUAUUCUAAGUGAUAGCAAGCUGAUCGAGCGUGCUAAAAGAUUUGGUCUACCGAUUAACAGCAGUGGUGACUCCUUAGAAGUUGAUGAAUUAGGAAAAUUAAAACAACGUGCUGAACGAUUUGGUCAGACUACAAGUAAAACAUUAGAAAAGUUAACAGAAUUAGAGCGUAAAGCCAAACGUUUAGAGAAGUUUGGUGAUGUUACCACCACAGUGUCUAAAAAAACUCCCAUAGAUGAUGAAUUGGCUAAAACGAUUCGUGCACAGAAAUUCGGUCUUGUAUCAGCACCGUCAUCAGCAGCAACACCAGCAUCUACGGGAAGCAGUUUAUCUGAAGCUGAAAGACUAGCUAAACGUCAAAUGAGAUUUGGUUUGGUUGACAGUAAAACAUGACAGUUGAAUAAAUUUAUAUGCAUAUAUAUAUACACACAUAUAAUUGUGAUUGUAUUAUUUUAUCGAUUUUUAUGUUCAUAAAAAAGUAGUUAUUCUCUGUAUUGUCUCUUCUAUUCUUCUUUCUGUUUGUCAAAGUGAGCUAAUAUUAAUGAGUGGAAUUCACUCUCUGUCUCUCUCUUUCCCUCUGUCUCUAACUUUAUUGCCUGUGAGAUAAGCUUUCGUUGUACAAAGUUUGAUAACUACACACAAUAAGAGCAUUUUACUCAUCUUGA
Trichobilharzia szidati is the source of this 1282-nucleotide messenger RNA. The record is from the annotation of a GenBank genome assembly. NCBI's taxonomy places the organism in Eukaryota, Metazoa, Platyhelminthes, Trematoda, Strigeidida, Schistosomatidae.